UUUAUCGUGUAAAAAUCUGGAUGUUAUUACUUAUCAAGUAACGCUCUUCCUAACCUGAAUUUCCCCAUAUUUUGGUAGAUCGUAAUCGCAGUCAAGUGUGCUUUAUUCAAAUUGAAAGAACCAAUCACAUGCCCAACAUGGAACAGUGCUGUAGAAUGCCGGUUUAAAUGCACUAAGGAAAACAGCUGAGCUAAGCUAAACUGAGCUGAGCUAGGUUUGGUGAGAUUGAGAGCUGGACAGAAUAGUUAGACGAGAACGGGUUUAUUAUUAGUGUAGAAACUUUGGAGCAAAGCGCCACGCUUUCCAAGCCGCAGAUUAACGCAGCAUCAUUCGUUUGUGCUUAGAUUUUCCACUGCAUACACAAACAAUUGCAGUUGAUCUGUUUUACAUCGCGGGGGCGUCACUUAUCCGUGGGAAUCAUAAACAACUGACAUGUCAAUGAACAAUUUAUCAAUUGAUGGCGAGUUUCGUUACAUUAUACAAUGGUUUAAUGAAUGGAGCGAAUUGCAGCGAGAUGAUUUUGUAUAUGUACUGGUGGAAUACCUGACUCGAAGUGCAGGUGGUGAUGGUCCCUAUGUAAAUGGCGUCGUCCAUUCCUUAGCCACAACGGGCAUGGUGCAGGACAAGCCCAUGAGUCUAUUUCAGUGUCGUAUUAAACUGUUCCGUGAAUGGAGCGCCAGGUGGCCAGUCGAGUUCAAAUGCAAGUUGCAAGAGAAAAUCAACGAAAUUGACGCAAAAGUAGGGGAAAAGAUCGUCAAUGAACUAAAGGGGUCACAUUCCGAGCACAAUGGCGACAUCGCUAUUCAUUUAAAUGUAAAUGGAGCAAUCGGCGAUGACGAAGGCAAUAGCGAAGUGGAACAGGCUACAGCAGAAACGUUCCCAAUAACAACAAUAUCAGUAGUAGCACCAGCAGCAACUUUGACCGAAUCAUUGGAGACCGAUAAUAUUAACCACUUAGCUGAGGUGUUGCGUCAAGAAACCCCAGUUGAUGAUGACGAGGCUGGUGAUGAUUGCAAUGCUGAUAUAAAUGGUCAUUAUGUGUCGUCGACGUCGUCGGCUGCAGUGACAACGAUUGCUGUAAACACGUCGCCUCAGCCACCAACGACUAACGACGAACCAGUUGGACAAGUUGAGAAUAGCGUUACAGCCAGUGUCAUUGUCUCAGUUAACGCAGCCUCUGCCGCUACGGUCAGCCAAGCUGAUUUGCCACCAGACUGUGCUCCAUUCAGUCGCCUUCUGCUGCAUCAUAAACCUGAGGCAAGCGCCGCUGUCUUUGCCGUGGUCCAUGCGGCAGCUUGUGGCUUCGACGGCCUCGAGCCGCUCGCGUGCUGUCCCAACUUUUACUACAACUACCCAGAUGAGUCAUCGCCAGCGUCGCGUAUGUUGCGCUUUGCACCGCCUCCAGAGCAAUGGGUAUGGGACCGCAGGAAUAGUGCUGCUGCUGAAACGAGUUUACUGGACUAUCGGGAUUUCAAGACACAACGUAACUGGCCUCGACCUGUGGGCUAUGACUUUGAUGGCCAGCACUUCGGCCCGUUCCAUGAAUUUCGGUAUAACGUUGAACAUGGAAACGAGCCGGAGCCCAUCGAUUAUUUUAGACCGAAGCAGCCACGUGUUGUGGCCGAGGACAGGCCCAUUGUGUUUCCUGGUGACUUGCGUUUCCAGUCGGCAAUUGAAAAGAAAACGGAGUUUCCAACCAAAGUAGUAGCAACGAACAUCAAUAGAAAUAAAAAAGUGAAGGGUACCACGCCCAGACCAGCUCUUCAAACUUCAUCAGCCAGACCCAGAAAUGCGCCCGGCUGCGGCAUAAGUCUAACUAUGCGCAUCCUAGGAGGCCAACAAACCAGCCCGGGACAGUAUCCUUGGCUGGCGAGAAUCGCAUAUCGGAACAUGACCAAUAAUCGAAUCAGCUAUCGCUGCUCAGGAUCGUUGAUCUCCAACAACUAUAUUCUAACAGCGGCCCACUGUGUAGUGAACUUGGUCAACGAUUUGGAAUUAUCCCAUGUGCGCAUUGGCGAUCACACAAACGUCGAUCAAGACUGUGCGCCCAUGACUACCAAUUGCAGAGAUCCCAAUCUGUUUGCCAUCAACCGCCUAGUCGUUCAUCCCAGCUACGAUCAGCCGAAAUAUUCCAACGACAUUGCAUUGCUCAGAAUCAACAAUACAGAACAUAACUUCACGGCCAUAUGCUUACCUCUGAACAGCACAGCAACACUCGCGGACAGACUUAUUGGGCAAUUUGGCGUCGCAGCCGGUUGGAGCACUACAAUUGCGGAAAGCUCAGAUUCCUCUGUGCGUGUCAUACGACUGCCCAUUGUGAAUACGACCAGUUGUGCCAUCUCCUACGCCAAUCUGAGCGAAAACUUUCAGGACCCGAUCAUUAUUACGCCCAACCAUCUGUGUGCUCAAGGUCAGCCAAUGAACGAUGUCUGUCGCGGAGAUAGCGGUGGCCCGUUCAUGGAUGACGGCACUUCCGGGCUUAUAUCUAGGGAUGGACGCCACACUCUCCUCGGCAUUGUGGCAUUUGGACCAACUGUGUGCGGCAUAACUACAGUACCGGGAGUCUAUACGCAAUUUUAUUUCCCCAAUGAAGCUGCCCAGGUGCCUAACUACGGACGGUGUAUUACGCCAAACCGGGAGCGUGCCUUGUGCAUACAUCUGGAGGACUGCAAGUAUCUUUACAACAUCUUAACCACGUCUCCGCUGCGAGAUGCGGACAAACUUUAUUUAAGCCGUAGCCAGUGUGGCUAUGUCAACGGGAAGGUCCUGAUAUGUUGUCCAGAUCGAUAUCGCGAUGGUGCACCAGAAACAACGCUGCGACCAAAGGAGCCCAGUCACAACAUCUCGGAGCCAAACAGUCUACUACCGCUUCCCGGGCAAUGCGGCAACCUGUUGUCCAAUCGCAUCUUUGGAGGUGUUAAAACCAAAAUCGACGAAUUCCCCUGGAUGGCACUGAUCGAGUAUACCAAAUCGCACGGCUUCAAAGGUCAUCAUUGUGGUGGGUCUUUAAUUAGUGCCCGCUAUGUGGUCACUGCUUCACAUUGCGUUAAUGGUAAAUCGUUGCCCACAAACUGGCGGCUUUCUGGCGUGCGUUUAGGCGAGUGGGACACCACGACGGAUCCCGAUUGCGAAGUUGAUGUGCGAGGCAAUGAAGAUUGUGCUCCGCCUCACAUGGAUGUGCCUGUCGAGCGAGCCAUUCCGCAUCCUUCAUACAACCCUAACUCAAAGAAUCAAGUUAAUGACAUUGCCUUGCUCCGUUUGGAACGAUCUAUCGAAUACACAGACUUUGUGCGCCCAAUAUGUUUGCCGCUGGAUGAAAGGAUCCGCUCGUCUACUUUCGAUGGCAUUGCUAUGGACGUGGCUGGCUGGGGCAAGACGGAGGAGUUAUCAGCCAGUAAUCUUAAGCUCAAAGCGACCGUUUCUGGUUUCAAACUCGAUGAAUGUCAGUCCGUAUAUAGCCACCAAAGUAUAUUACUUGAGAACACGCAGCUAUGUGCGGGCGGAAAAGAGGGAAUUGACUCCUGUCGCGGUGAUUCAGGGGGUCCCCUGAUUGGAUUGGAUACGAACAAGGUAAACACGUAUUAUUUCCUAGCCGGUGUGGUGUCGUUUGGACCCACACCAUGUGGCUUAGACGGUUGGCCGGGCGUCUACACGCGUGUUGGUGACUACGUAGACUGGAUUCAAAAUACAAUAUCACCGUAAAUGUGAGUGGGUAAAAUUUACCUGAAUAGCUUCAAGUUUCUAUGAAUAAGAAGGUUGUAUAUUUUAUAAGUAUGUAAAUAAAGUUUAUACCUCAGGCAA
Messenger RNA from Scaptodrosophila lebanonensis, 3801 nucleotides. RefSeq lists its product as uncharacterized. Bases 433 to 3702 code for a protein of 1089 amino acids. The record is from RefSeq and is a predicted model, not a curated record. Gene Ontology annotation, molecular function: serine-type endopeptidase activity. The transcript has 10 exons. Lineage: Eukaryota; Metazoa; Arthropoda; Insecta; Diptera; Drosophilidae. Gene Ontology annotation, biological process: proteolysis.